Molecule: messenger RNA, 504 nt
Organism: Sciurus carolinensis (gray squirrel)
Lineage: Eukaryota; Metazoa; Chordata; Mammalia; Rodentia; Sciuridae
Product: keratin-associated protein 11-1
Exons: 1
Coding region: 13-504 (163 amino acids)
Cellular component (GO): keratin filament
Molecular function (GO): structural molecule activity
Source: RefSeq, a predicted model, not a curated record
CCCUCUAGCAUCAUGUCCUUCAACUGCUCCACAAGAAAUUGCUCUUCCAGGCCCAUUGGAGGACUCUGUGCUAACCAGGUGACCCCCGUCACCACUGCUUCCGCCCGUGAUGUUGACUGCCUGAGUGGCAUCUAUUUGCCCAGUUCCUUCCAGACUGGCUCUUGGCUCCUGGACCAUUGCCAGGAGUCCAACUGCGAGCCCACAGUUUGUCAGCCAACCUGUUACCCGAGAACUUCUUGUAUCUCCAAUCCAGUCCAGGUAACUUGUUCUCGACAAACUACCUGUGUCUCCAAUUCCUGCUCAACUCCCUGCAGCCGGCCACUCACCUUUGUCUCCAGUGGCUGUCAGCCUCUGGGAGGCAUUUCCAGCAUCUGCCAACCAGUGGGCGGCAUCUCUUCUGCCUGCCAGCCAGUGGGAGGAGUCUCCACUAUCUGCCAACCAACCUGUGGGGUCUCCAGGACGUACCAGCAGUCCUGUGUGUCCAGCUGCCGAAGAACUUGCUAA